UGUGGUGGUUAGCCCAUCUCUCCAGGGCUGCUGUCUCAGCCCCAGCCUCUCCGAACCCCUCAGAAGUUGUCUGACGGCACAGCCCUCCCAGCGUGGAAGCCCAGGCUGACAGAAUCCAUCCCGAGAAAGGCAGAAAGGCGGAGGUGCGCCUAGAGAGGCUGGCUCUGCUGCGGGGAGGAGGAGAGGGAGCCGAGCGAAGGGCUUUCCGGAGGAGGUCGGGGGAGUCCCAGCUGGUGGGGAGCUUCCUGGAAGCAGCGCCAGACUCCUCCGCCUCAGCCUGGGGCUCUUGACCCUCUGCAGGAGGGAGGGGAUGGGAGCCAGGCUCUCUGGGGCUGAGGCACAGGAACCCCAGGAAGGGGAGAGAAAGAGAACAGGAGCCUGAUCUUCCUCUUCCCUCGCCUGACUGGCCUUCCCUAAGGGUCCCUAGAGCUCUGCGCCCCCCUCCCCCAGACCCCCUACCCCCGGGCCGGCCAGAAGGCAGUCCAGGUGACAACAUGACUCGUCUGAGCUGGUGCUUCACCUGCAUGAUCCGCUGGGGCAAGUAUUUGUUCUCCUGCCUUCUGCCCCUCCGAUUCUGUCUGCGAAAGGAGCCUGAAGACCUGGAGGCACCCACCACCCACACCUUCAAAGUAAAGACCUUCAAAAAGGUGAAGCCCUGUGGCAUCUGCCGACAGGUGAUCACUCGAGAGGGGAGCGUCUGCAAAGUCUGCAGCUUCUCCUGUCAUCGGAAAUGCGAGGCCAAGGUGGCUGCCCCCUGCAUUCCUCCUUCUAGCCAUGAACUGGUGCCCAUUAAGACUGAGAGUCCACCAAAGAAUGUAGUAGACACGGAGGAAGGAGCCUUCCGAGGUGGAAGUAUACCCAAGAGCCUCGAGCAAGAAGGCUCUACUAAAAUCACCAAGAGCCCGCAGCCCCGGCCCCAGCCUAUCAGGAAUAUGAGCAUUAGCCAGACCAUGGAGGACAGCUGUGAACUGGACCUUGUGUAUGUGACAGAGAGAAUCAUCUCUGUCUCCUUCUCCAGCACCACUGAUGAGGAGAACUUCCGAAACAACAUCCGGGAGGUGGCCCAAAUGCUCAAGUCCAAACAUGGGGGCAAUUACCUGCUCUUCAACCUGUCUGAGCGGAGGCAUGACAUCACGAAGCUCCAUUCCAAGGUGCUGGACUUUGGCUGGCCUGACCUGCACACUCCUGCCCUGGAGAAGAUCUGUAGUGUCUGCAAGGCCAUGGACACGUGGCUCAAUGCCAACCCUCACAACGUCGUGGUCCUCCACAACAAGGGAAACCGAGGCAGAACGGGAGUUGUCAUUGCUGCUUACAUGCACUACAGCAAUAUUUCUGCCAGCGCAGACCAGGCCCUGGAUCGAUUUGCCAUGAAGCGAUUCUACGAGGACAAAGUGGCUCCGGUGGGGCAGCCAAGCCAAAAGAGGUACGUCCAUUACUUCAGUGGGCUGCUCUCGGGCUCCAUCAAAAUGAACAAUAAGCCUUUGUUCCUGCACCACGUCAUCAUGCACGGCAUUCCUAACUUUGAAUCUAAAGGAGGUUGUCGACCCUUUCUCAGGAUCUACCAGGCCAUGCAACCUGUCUACACUUCUGGCAUCUACAAUGUCCAAGGAGAUAGCCAGACCAGCAUCUGUAUCACCAUUGAGCCUGGAUUGCUCCUGAAGGGAGACAUCUUGCUGAAAUGCUAUCACAAAAAGUUCCGAAGCCCAGCCCGGGAUGUCAUCUUUCGAGUUCAGUUUCAUACCUGUGCCAUCCAUGACUUGGGAGUCGUCUUUGGGAAGGAGGACCUGGAUGAUGCCUUCAAAGAUGAUCGGUUUCCAGAGUAUGGCAAAGUAGAGUUUGUAUUUUCUUAUGGCCCUGAAAAAAUUCAAGGAAUGGAACAUCUGGAGAAUGGGCCGAGUGUGUCUGUGGACUACAACACUUCUGACCCUCUUAUCCGCUGGGACUCUUACGAUAAUUUCAACAUGCACCGUGAGGAUAGCAUGGAAGAGGUGGUGGGGCACACCCAAGGGCCCCUGGAUGGGAGUCUCUACGCCAAAGUGAAGAAGAAGGACUCCUUGCACGGCAGCACAGGCGCGGUCAACGCCAUCCGCCCAACUCUCUCCGCCACCCCCAACCACGUGGAACACACUCUGUCGGUGAGCAGCGAUUCAGGGAAUUCGACUGCUUCCACCAAGACUGACAAGACCGAUGAGGCGGCGGGUCCUCCUAACGCUCCUCUGUCCCUGAGCCCCGAGGAGAAGCGUGAGCUGGAGAGGCUGCUCAGUGGCUUUGGCUUAGACCGGGAGAAGCAAGGGCCCAUGUACCACGCCCGGCACCCUACGUCCCGCCAACACGGGGGACCCGCUGCCCCCUCGUCUGGGCGCCAUGUUGUCCCCGCCCAGGUCCACGUCAAUGGUGGGGCGAUCCCUUCUGAGAGGGAGACAGACAUCCUGGAUGAUGAGCUCCCCAACCAGGAUGGGCACAGUGUAGGCAGCUUGGGCACUCUGUCAUCCCUGGAUGGCAUCACCAACACCAGCGAGGGCGGCUACCCCGAGGCUGUGUCUCCACUGACCAAUGGCCUGGACAAGCCAUACCCAGCAGAGCCGAUGGUUAAUGGCAGCAGCUACCCCUAUGAGACCCCAACCCGAGCUCCCCUCACUCAGACAGUCCGUGGGGCCCCCAUGCGACCCUCGUUCUCAGCCCAGGAGGGCCUCUCUGGGUACCAGCGGGAGGGCCCACACAUGGGAUGGCAGCAGUCGUUGACCAACCCCCACUACGGUUACGAUGCCAAUGGGAUGUUCCGCUCUCAGUCCUUUCCAGAAACUGAGCCUCAGUUGCCCCAAGCGCCAGCUCGUGGUGGGAGUAGUCGAGAAGCAGUGCAACGGGGUCUGAAUUGUUGGCAGCAGCAACAGCAGCAGCAGCAGCAGCAACCUUGCCCACCUCCACGCCAACAAGAGAGAGCUCGUCUAGAGAGCCACACACCCAUCGGGCCCAGCCCCCAGCCUUCUGUGGAGACUUCCACCUCUGGUCUCCCCGAGUUCCCCAGGGCAGCCUCCCAGAAGGAGAUCGAGCAGUCUAUCGAAGCGCUCAACAUGCUAAUGCUUGACCUAGACCCUGCCUCAUCUGCCUCCCCCUUGCACAAGUCACAGAGUGUCCCUGGGGCCUGGCCAGGGGCUUCUCCUCUUGCCUCCCAGCCUCCCCCUGGUCUCUCCCAUCAGUCCCAGCCUCUGGCGCAGUCAAGAUCUGGCUACAUCCCAAGGGGACAUCACCUAGGAACAGCUGAACCAGCUCCCCAAAUCUCCCCAGAUUCUGCUUCUCCUGGGAGGUCUUACUCUCCUUAUGAAUACCAGACAUCUUCAGCUGUACCCAGCCAGAAUUACCAGCCCAGAAGUCCAGUCUCUUCUACUUCUGCUGCUUUCUUGGCUUCCUCCAGCCCUCCAGGACCUCGUCAACCUCCAGCAACUCUCCCUGGCCUCACAACUCAACCUCAGCUCCCUCCAAAGGAGACUGGUUCAGAUCCAUCCCGGACCCCUGAGGAAGAGCCCUUGAAUCUAGAGGGGCUGGUGGCCCACAGGGUGGCAGCCUACAAUGCCAAACUCCAGGGUAUCAAGAAGAGUGUCAAAUCCAUGCAUUCUCCUCUCCACCGGCAGAGAUCUUCCUCCCUCUCUGGGGUACAAGCUCGGGAAAAGCAGACCACAGAGCCCCCACCCCCACUCCGGAAACGAGCGGCCAGUGAUGGGCAGUAUGAGAACCAUUCUCCAGAGCCCACCUCCCCUCGGAGUCCUGGGGUACGGUCACCAGUCCAGUGUGUUUCCCCAGAGCUGGCCCUCACCAUUGCCCUCAAUCCAGGAGGACGGCCCAAAGAGCCCCAUCUGCAUAGCUACAAAGAGGCUUUUGAAGAAAUGGAAGGGGCUGCCCCGGCCAGCCCACCUCCCAGCGGUGGUGAGAACUCUCCCCCAACCCCUGACUUCCCUGUGUCGCCUCAAACCCCUUAUGUCAACCUUAGCUUGUUGCGCUCCCCUCCAGGUCUUGCCAAGACACCCCUUUCUGCCCUGGGACUGAAACCCCACAAUCCAGCGGACAUCCUGCUCCAUCCCACAGGAGAGGAAGAUGAGGAGAAGGUGGUAACUGAGUUUUUUGAAGAGCCCAGGAGCUAUGUUGAGUCUGUGGCUCGAACAGCAGUGGCUGGACCCCGAACCCAGGAUGCUGAGCCCAAGAGCCCAACUCUCCUGACUAUCCAGACUUAUGGUUCUGAGACACCCCUGAGGAAUGGAACUCUGGGCAACUCCUUUGCUCCACCCAGUCCCAUUUCAACCAGCAGUCCUCUCCUUGGCACAGACAGCACAUCUGUGGGGAGUUUCCCAUCAGCAGAAAGCAGUGGCUUGGGCCCCAGGACCCCCACCCAGCCUGUGGCCGAUGGGAGCUUCCACUCUGGCAGCCUAGGGCAGCCUUCGUCUUCCGCCCAGAGCAGCUACCAGAACAGCUCCCCGACCGUACCAGCCGCCAACGGAGGCCAUCGAAGUCCCGACUACUAUUCUCCGGACAGCCGGGCUCAGGCCCAGUUCUCUGUGGCUGGGGUUCACGCCUUGCCUGGGAGCCCUCAGACUCUCCACCGGACGGUGGGGACCAACACUCCUCCGAGUCCGGGCUUUGGGCGGCGGGGGGUCAACCCCGGCAUGGCGGCCUCUUCCCUUGGUAGCCCAGGUCUGAGCCGCCGCCAGGUCCCAGGGCCCCACGGGAAUACCGUCGCAGGCCUCCAUGGCAAUGCCAUCGCUGGCCCCCAGAGCAAUGUGGCUGCCUCCCCCGGGAGCCCCGGCCUGGGCCGUCACCCCAUCGGCGCCGUCCACAGCAAUUCAGUCACCACUCCAGGAAGUCCCAGCCUGAGCCGCCACGUAGCAGGCCUCGGAGGGGCCGGCCCAGGGGUCCCAGGCAGCCCCAGCAUGGACAGGCACGCAGCCUACGGCGGCUAUUCCACGCCAGAGGACAGGAGGCCUACGCUGUCCCGACAAAGCAGCGCCUCGGGCUACCAGGCUCCCUCCACGCCCUCCUUCCCAGUAUCCCCAGCCUACUAUCCCGGUCUGAGCAGUCCCACCUCCUCGUCCCCUGACUCCGCGGCUUUCCGGCAAGGGAGCCCUACGCCCGCCUUGCCAGAGAAGCGCAGAAUGUCGGCCGGGGAUCGGGCGGGUAGCCUUCCCAACUACGCCACCGUCAACGGAAAAGUGUCGUCAUCGCCCAUCUCCAGCGGCAUGUCCAGUCCCAGCGGCGGCAGCAUGGUCUCCUUCUCCCACACCCUACCUGACUUUUCCAAGUUCUCCAUGCCAGACAACAGUCCUGAGACCCGGGCUAAUGUUAAAUUUGUCCAGGACACAUCCAAGUAUUGGUACAAACCAGAGAUCUCCAGGGAGCAGGCCAUCACAUUACUUAAGGACAGGGAGCCAGGAGCCUUCAUCAUUCGGGAUAGCCACUCUUUUCGAGGAGCAUACGGCUUGGCCAUGAAAGUGGCAUCUCCUCCUCCCACAAUACUUCAGCAGAGUAAGAAAGGAGACAUGACCAAUGAGCUGGUCAGGCAUUUUCUGAUUGAGACCGGCCCCAGAGGGGUGAAGCUAAAAGGAUGUCCGAAUGAGCCCAACUUUGGAUGUCUUUCUGCACUGGUCUACCAACAUUCUAUCAUCCCAUUGGCUCUCCCCUGCAAGCUGGUCAUUCCAAACCGAGAUCCAAGUGAUGAGACAAAAGAUAGUUCAUCUGCUAACUCCACCACAGAUCUACUGAAACAAGGGGCAGCCUGCAAUGUGCUUUUUGUCAACUCUGUGGACAUGGAGUCCCUCACAGGGCCCCAGGCCAUUUCUAAAGCCACAUCUGAGACACUGGCUGCAGACCCCACACCAGCUGCCACUAUUGUCCACUUCAAGGUCUCCGCCCAGGGGAUUACGUUGACAGACAACCAGAGGAAGCUAUUCUUCAGAAGACAUUAUCCCCUCAACACUGUUACCUUCUGUGACUUGGACCCCCAAGAACGAAAGUGGACAAAAGCAGAGGGAGGUGUGCCUGCUAAGCUCUUCGGUUUUGUGGCCAGGAAGCAAGGCAGCACCACGGACAACGCCUGCCACCUUUUUGCCGAGCUAGAUCCCAACCAACCAGCUGCAGCCAUUGUCAACUUCGUUUCCAAGGUCAUGCUCAGCACUGGCCAGAAGAGAUGAGCCUGCCAGGGGCCAGGGCUGCUGGGCUUGGGGCACAUGGGGAAGGGGACCCUUGAAUCCAGAAGGAAGAGGUGGGGCCAAUUUUUGGAGAAGGAGAGAGGAAAGUGCCGUUUGGGAAGAGGGAAGUGAAUUCAGAGGAGGAAAGAAGACAAAAUGGUGGGAAGAACAACAUAGAGCCUGUUGGGAAAAUAGAAACUUAAAAAAGAAAAACCCAACACCCAAAAUAGUCACCUUACCAAGACCACGUGACCUCCUUUCUACCCCAUGGGAUUUUUCCAUGGGGUGAGGCAGGGCAUGGAGUGGCAAGUCCCUUGUGGGAUUUAUUUUUAAGACCAUGGUUAAAUAGGUCCUCAUCUCCCUAACUUAAUAACCAUGCAAGGAAAAUCUCAAGCUGAAAGAGUCCUCCUUUGGACACCUGUGUCCAUCAAACAAAACAGGGCCUAGGAGGGAAAUCCAAGACAACCAUUUUUUCCUUUAAAUAGGUAGCUCCUACCCCAAGGUGUAUACUAAGGUCUCUUUUGUUCUGCAAUGGCUAUGCAUAUGUAUAAGUACCUGCGUGUAUUAGAUAUAUAACUCCAAAUUCAGCUCUAUAGAUAAUAUACGCAUGAAGUUGGCCUUCUUCCCCAAAGCUGAUCUCUUCCAUUUCCUGGGGUCACUGUAAGAACAUGAAUAUAGCAAGGAGGGGGCCUGUCUCCUUACUCAGAAUCACCCUGGAUUGUGAAUGUCAGCUUAGGACCUCCUUUCAUCCCAGCCAGACACUUCUGGCAACACUUGGGUGGUUCCUCAUUCUCCUCUUCAGGCACACAAGAGCAGGAUGCAGAUGGCUGCCCCUUCUGAACACUGUACUGAGGAUCUCCCCAUGCAAGGCAGCAUCCUUGCUUUGUCAUGACCUUGAGGCUGGGGAACUUUGGUUUGGGGGGGGAGAUGUUUAAACUCACAACCUUCAGGAAGUUCUGGAGAGAGUGAGGGGAACUGGACAGGAAGAGAGGCAGGGGAUACUGAACCCUGACCCAUGGUCCCCUAGAUAUGUGGGGCAAGACAUAUCCCUCCCACUCUCCAUAGGACUCACUACUGCCCCUAACAUCUCCUCCUCCAAUCUUUGUGCCUUGUAUCCCUGAACUUGACCCUGAAUCUGGCUUCUUAGACUUGCUUACAAGAUGAUCACAGGGAUUUAGCCAUCCUGCCAUAUUGGAAACUAAGAAUCCUGUUGGACUCUUCUUCAGAAAGGUCUGUCCAAUUUUGCCUUCAGGAAGUCCAAGGGGGAAGACUCAGCCCUUGUCCUCCUCUCCACAAGUGCUUUAGGGGUGUUUGGCUUUCUGUGUCCCAUGCAGGCUCAGCCUUCCUGGAGAACAGAUUUCUGUCACCACUCUGGCCAGGGCAGACCACAUAGGCCUCAAGCUUGGUCCAAUCUCUGGGGCAGACAACCAACCUGCAUGCUCUCUGGGUAGACUACUUUACAAUGCCAAAGUCCCUCUUUCCCCCUACCUUGUCUCUCCAAAAGAACCAAGCCAUAUGGGGUAGAAGGCACGAGAACAAGCCUAGGAGCACAGGGUCCCUGCCAUGAAAGCCCCACACUUCUGAAAGAAACAAGAACUCAAUGCUUUGGUUCCCCAAGCCCACUUGGGUCCUAAGUGGGAGGCAUUGUACUGCUAUAUAAAUAUAUAUAAUAUAUACAUAAGAUAUACUGAUGGAAUACUGUAAGCAAA
Molecule: messenger RNA, 7882 nt
Organism: Monodelphis domestica (gray short-tailed opossum)
Lineage: Eukaryota; Metazoa; Chordata; Mammalia; Didelphimorphia; Didelphidae
Gene: TNS1
Product: tensin 1
Biological process (GO): fibroblast migration
Cellular component (GO): focal adhesion
Molecular function (GO): protein binding
Source: RefSeq, a predicted model, not a curated record